AUGGGAGAAGAAGGCGAAGACGUCAAGCCGAAGCUGAAUAUCCAAGUCGGUCAACUUGAACUGAUAUCAUGUUUUGGAGCAGAAAUCACGAUCAAGGUGAAGGCGAAUACGCCUUUCAAGAAGAUCUUCGAGGCGGCUGAGAAACGAUUUAGCAAAGACCCCGGGACGUUCAAAUUCACGUACGAUGGACAGCGCAUCCAAGCAGAUGAAACGCCUGCGUCGCUGGGGAUGGAGGACGGCGAUCAGAUUGACGCGAACCUCGAACAACUCGGGGGAUCAUUGGAUGCAAGCUCAUGA
Molecule: messenger RNA, 297 nt
Organism: Pleurotus ostreatus (oyster mushroom)
Lineage: Eukaryota; Fungi; Basidiomycota; Agaricomycetes; Agaricales; Pleurotaceae
Exons: 6
Coding region: 1-297 (98 amino acids)
Biological process (GO): protein sumoylation
Cellular component (GO): nucleus
Molecular function (GO): protein tag activity; ubiquitin-like protein ligase binding
Source: RefSeq, a predicted model, not a curated record